GCGACACCGGCAGCGUUAGGUAACUGGCGCCUGCGCAGAUGCCGCAGCUGGGAGCCGGGCUGGGACUCCCGUGCGCUCUGGUCCUCCGUGCCGGCGACGCGGCUCCCGCGCUCCGCUCCGCGCGAGUCUCUUCCGUCGGGUCCGAGGCCCCGCUCCGCCAUGAGCCGGUGCGCCGAGGCGGCGGCCGUGGCGGCCACGGUGCCGGGCGCGGGCGUGGGGAACGCGGGGAUGCGGCCGCAGAUGGUGCCCCGCCAGGCGUCCUUCUUCCCACCGCCCGUGCCCAACCCCUUCGUGCAGCACACGCGCAUGGGCGCGGCGAGGCGCAUCCAGACUUUCUUCCUUGGAAUUGUCCUGCUUCCGGUUCGUGCCUUACUGCUUGGCUUAGUUUUAUUACUGGCAUGGCCAUUUGCUGCGAUUUCAACAGCGUGCUGUCCUGAUAAGCUGACCCAUCCAAUAACUGGUUGGAGGAGGAAGGUUACUCAGCCAGUGCUGAGGUUUCUGGGCCGGGCCAUGUUCUUUUCCAUGGGCUUCUCAGUGACCGUGAGAGGGAAGAUCGCAAGCCCCGUGGAGGCCCCGAUUUUUGUGGUGGCCCCUCACUCCACGUUCUUCGAUGGGAUUGCCUGCGUCGCCGCUGGCUUACCUUCCAUGGUUUCUCGAAAUGAGAAUGUGCAGGUGCCUCUGAUUGGCAGACUGUUACGGGCUCUGCAGCCAGUGUUGGUAUCCCGCGUAGACCCAGAUUCCCGAAAAAACACAAUAAAUGAAAUCAUAAGGCGAGCAACGUCAGGAGGGGAAUGGCCCCAGAUACUAGUUUUCCCAGAAGGUACUUGUACUAAUCGCUCCUGUUUGAUUACUUUUAAACCAGGCGCCUUCAUCCCAGGAGUCCCGGUGCAGCCCGUCCUCCUCCGGUACCCCAACAAGCUGGACACGGUGACGUGGACAUGGCAAGGAUAUACGUUCUUUCAGCUGUGUGUGCUCACCUUCUGCCAGCCCUUCACAAGGGUGGAAGUUGAGUUUAUGCCUGUUCAAACACCGAAUGACGAAGAAAAAAGAGAUCCUGUCCUUUAUGCUGGUAGAGUCCGGAAUUUGAUGGCAGAAGCUCUGGGAAUCCCCGUGACCGAUCACACCUAUGAAGACUGCAGACUGAUGAUCUCGGCCGGGCAGCUCACCCUGCCUAUGGAAGCCGGGCUGGUGGAAUUUACCAAAAUCAGCCGGAAAUUGAAACUGGACUGGGACGGCAUCCGGAAGCACUUGGAUGAAUAUGCGUCUAUUGCGAGCGCCUCCAAAGGAGGAAGGAUUGGAAUCGAGGAGUUUGCCGAGUAUUUGAAGCUGCCCGUGUCUGAUGUGCUGCGACAGCUGUUCGCACUCUUCGACAGGAACCACGACGGCAGCAUCGACUUCCGGGAGUACGUGAUCGGCCUGGCUGUGCUGUGCAACCCCGCCAACACGGAGGAGAUCAUCCAGGUGGCCUUUAAGCUCUUUGAUCUUGAUGAGGAUGGCUACAUCUCAGAGGAAGAGUUUUCCACCAUUCUGCAGGCUUCCCUCGGGGUGCCUGACCUCGACGGCUCUGGUCUCUUCAAGGAGAUAGCCCAGGGGGACUCUGUGUCCUAUGAGGAAUUUAAAAGCUUUGCCCUAAAGCACCCGGAAUACGCGAGGAUCUUUACGACGUACUUGGAACUGCAGGCCGGCCACGUGUUUUCCUUACCGGAGGCGGGCCCGGCAGCGCCCUCCACGGCCAGUAAUAAAGUCAGUCCUGAAAGCCACGCCGAGAGCCCCUCAGACAAGAAAGAUGACUGAGAGCACGCAUUCCCGGCACAGAGGGCGGAGCGGCUUUUCCCUGAGAUCGGGACGGCGUGGAUCAGUCGUAUCAUAAAUAUGAUUUAUUGAGUCAUGGUGAUGUAUAAACUGGAAAACUUUGUCCUGGCUGAGUGGCUCUGUUGGUUGACCAUCCUCCCAUGCACCAAAGGAUUUCAGGGCACAUACCUAGGUUGUGGGUUCAAUCCCGGGUUGGGGCGCGUGCAGGGGUGGGCAACUGAUCUGUUUCUCUCUCAUAUCAAUCUCUCUCUCUCUCUCCCUCCCUUUCUCUCUCUCAAAUCAAUAAAAACAUGUCCUCGGGUGAGAAUUAAAUUUUUAAAAAUUUUAAAUGGAAAGGUUUUUUAUAAAAAUGAUAGAUUUUAUUAAGAUGCUUUCAUUCACAUGUGUAGGUCAAGUAACAUGUUUUUUCCUGCCAUAUUGUACUGUACUGAUUGGUUUACUGGUGAUGAGCAUGUUUUUGCAGAUUUUCCCAUUGAGUUUGCACAUCCAAAUGAAUGGAGUGCGCUGCCUUCCUGGAGCGUAUUAAUCAACACGGUAAAGAGUUUUCUAAGGGAAAAAGUACUAUUUUGUCAUCUCUAGUCCCCUUCCUCUCUGGAAAUAAGAAUGAAGAGUCUGAGGAAGAGUGCAGAAUGUUUUACCUUUAAUUUUACAGAUUACUCCCCCCGCCCCCCAUUUCCAGUUUCUUGGAUCAGUGACUGUGGUUGGAUUAGCAAGGAGAACUCUCUUAAUUAGAUGAGGCUCUUAAAAAUCCCUGUUCUCUUUCGCCUGCACCCCUAAACCACCUGCUGAGGGAAAUCAGACCCUUUUGCACCAUCUGCUGAUGUAGACCUUUAUUUCACUGGCAACAGCCAUGGCCACGGGCUAAGUGGGAAUUGCCUUAUUGAAGGGAACAUUGAUUGCCUAAUGAGAAAAUGAAUUGUGUGCCACAGAGUUUAGUUUAAUUUGAGCUGGACAGUUUAGAAUGUAGCUCUUGCCCAGUAAAUGAAUCCGAUUUCUUCUACUGAUAUGAUAUUAGGAUUCAUAACGUUACCAUCCAAGUGGGAGUUUUAUUUUUUAUAUGUCCACUCGAGUUUUAGAACUUGUCUGAGGUGUCUACAGUACCGGGAAAACACCGGGUUCUAAGGCGUCGCCGAAAGCUAGGGACUGCAAAGACCUAGCAGGCCCACAUUCAGCCCCCAGGCAGGAACCUAACAGUGAUGUGUAUCCUUCAGGUUAACCCAGUGGUCAGCAAACUGUGGCUCUCGAGCCACAUGUGGCUCUUUGGCCCCUUGAGUGUGGCUCUUCCACAAAAUACCAUGGCCUAGGCGAGUCUAUUUUGAAGAAGUAGUGUUAGAAGAAGUUUAAGUUUAAAAAAUUUGGCUCUCAAGAGAGAUUUCAAUCGUUGUACCGUUGAUAUUUGGCUCUGUUGACUAAGGAGUUUGCCGACCACUGGGUUAACCAAUAACUUCCCUCUCGUGCCAUUUUUAUUGGAUGUCAUGCAUGUACACAUAUUGGUUUAUGUUGGAAAUUUUGAACAGAGAACCAAUUUUUUUAAUAUAAUGCAUCAAAAUUAGUUGGUUCAGAUUCUGAAUUUAGUCUUUGCAUUUAAACCCGUUGUUUUGCUUAUGUGUCUGAAUAGCAUGGUGAGUCACCCCCUGGCCAGUGUGCUACGAAGGCCAUUUUGAAGUGGAAAGUCUCAGGAGAGAGGUGUUGGCAUUUACAUUUAAUCAAGAGUCAUGACUUUAAACUAGUUCUACAUACUAAGCACUUGCAUAUUCUAAUUUAAUGAGUAAAUGUGUAUUUGAAUAAUUGCUUACUAGGAACUUUGUCAGAGUAUAUAUAUAAUUGUUUGCUUUUUAUGUAUCUUAAAGCUACUUAGACAAAAAGCAUUGAAUGAACUGGAAACAAUUGCUGAAGGAAUUAUAAAAGUCUAGGUUUCCAAUAGUGUUUGUCAUCUGCAAUUGAAUGUAUGUAAUACUCAGGUACCGUGACUAUAUUUUUUAUCAUAGAAAAGGCACAUGUUAAUCCUACUGGUCAUGAAAAAAAGUAUCAUUGAAAAUUAAAAGCUUUCUAUGAGGCUCUUGGAAGUGACCCGUUGUCUGCCUGUUUUAAAAUAACAUUGUAUGCCCUUUAAUUCCACUUCUGCCAAUGUAAUAUUCCUAUUUUAUUACGUUACUGAACAAACAGAACUGCUACCUAAAAUCGUGGCCAUUAAAAAAUUAUGGUUUUGCUCUUUUUGUCUCAAAUAUAAUAGGCCUUUUUAAUAUUGUGGUUUGAA
Messenger RNA from Eptesicus fuscus (big brown bat), 4069 nucleotides. RefSeq names its product lysophosphatidylcholine acyltransferase 2 (gene LPCAT2). Gene Ontology annotation, molecular function: calcium ion binding; 1-acylglycerophosphocholine O-acyltransferase activity. The transcript has 14 exons. NCBI's taxonomy places the organism in Eukaryota, Metazoa, Chordata, Mammalia, Chiroptera, Vespertilionidae. The record is from RefSeq and is a predicted model, not a curated record. The coding region runs from base 160 to 1794 and encodes 544 amino acids. Gene Ontology annotation, cellular component: endoplasmic reticulum.